Cynara cardunculus var. scolymus (artichoke) is the source of this 1515-nucleotide messenger RNA. RefSeq names its product 26S proteasome regulatory subunit 6B homolog. NCBI's taxonomy places the organism in Eukaryota, Viridiplantae, Streptophyta, Magnoliopsida, Asterales, Asteraceae. The record is from RefSeq and is a predicted model, not a curated record. Gene Ontology annotation, cellular component: proteasome regulatory particle, base subcomplex. The transcript has 6 exons. Gene Ontology annotation, molecular function: ATP binding; ATP hydrolysis activity; proteasome-activating activity. Bases 117 to 1367 code for a protein of 416 amino acids. Gene Ontology annotation, biological process: proteasome-mediated ubiquitin-dependent protein catabolic process.
ACGACAUCGUUAUUCGUUAAUGUAUUUCGUUCUCUAUCGUUCUCCGGACUCCCAUCUUCAGAAAUUUCACCGCCUUGCCGCCGCAGCCGCCACCACCACCACCAUCACCGACGACUAUGGCUUCGACUAUGGUUCUGGAGCCUAAACCCUCCUCAUCAGCAACGCCACCACCAACCCUUCCCAAUCCCUACACCAUGGACUCUCCCCUAAUCGACACCGAAGAUGACCUCUACACUCGUCUCAAAUCCCUAGACCGCCAAAUCGAGUUCAUUGAAAUCCAGGAAGAGUACGUUAAAGAUGAGCAAAAAAAUCUCAAGCGAGAACUCCUUAGAUCUCAAGAGGAGGUUAAGCGGAUCCAAUCGGUGCCGCUCGUAAUUGGUCAGUUUAUGGAGAUGAUCGACCAGAAUAAUGGCAUUGUGGGGUCAACUACAGGGUCUAAUUACUAUGUUAGGAUUUUGAGCACGAUUAAUCGGGAGUUAUUGAAGCCCUCGGCAUCUGUGGCGUUGCACCGCCAUUCUAAUGCUCUCGUUGAUGUGUUGCCACCGGAGGCUGACUCGAGUAUUUCUCUUCUUAGCCAGUCUGAGAAACCAGAUGUUACUUACAACGAUAUCGGAGGAUGUGACAUUCAAAAGCAGGAAAUACGCGAAGCUGUUGAGUUGCCUUUGACCCAUCAUGAAUUGUACAAACAGAUAGGUAUAGAUCCUCCCCGUGGUGUUUUGCUCUAUGGUCCUCCUGGCACGGGUAAAACCAUGCUCGCCAAAGCUGUUGCAAAUCAUACUACUGCAGCCUUUAUUAGGGUAGUUGGCUCAGAAUUUGUUCAGAAGUAUUUGGGUGAGGGACCCAGAAUGGUUCGUGAUGUGUUUCGUCUUGCCAAAGAAAACGCGCCUGCAAUAAUAUUUAUUGACGAGGUAGAUGCAAUUGCUACUGCCAGGUUUGAUGCUCAGACUGGAGCUGAUAGAGAAGUGCAGCGAAUUCUMAUGGAACUCUUAAAUCAGAUGGAUGGGUUCGAYCAGACCGUCAAUGUUAAGGUUAUAAUGGCAACUAACCGAGCUGAUACUUUGGACCCGGCCCUUCUUCGUCCUGGUAGGCUUGACCGCAAGAUUGARUUUCCUUUGCCUGAUAGACGACAAAAGAGGCUUGUUUUCCAGGUUUGCACUGCUAAAAUGAAUUUAAGUGAYGAAGUUGACUUGGAAGAUUAUGUUUCUCGGCCCGACAAGAUCAGUGCUGCCGAGAUCACGGCAAUUUGCCAAGAAGCAGGAAUGCAUGCAGUCCGCAAGAACCGAUAUGUUAUUCUUCCCAAGGACUUCGAGAAGGGCUACAGAACCAACGURAAGAAGCCCGACACUGAUUUUGAUUUUUACAAGUAAAAUCCUAUGGUUCGAUUGACCUUGUGCUAUGUACGUUGAAAGUCGUUUUUUAUUGUUUCGUUUAGACAAUUUAUUGCCGAACCAUACUUGUAUCGACUAACAAGCUUAUGAUCCACAUCCUUAAGAUGAAUCGUGUUAUUAAACCAAA